This is a messenger RNA of Monascus purpureus, 2116 nucleotides long. Lineage: Eukaryota; Fungi; Ascomycota; Eurotiomycetes; Eurotiales; Aspergillaceae. The record is from the annotation of a GenBank genome assembly.
CAAUUACAUAGUGUUACUGGAUGUCUUAUUUAAACGGCUGGCCCGCUUCUUGCGGACUUCUUUUCUUUCCUCCCCGUUCCCGCACACAAGGAACCGGGAACAGUCGAAGGGACCCAGGAACGCUUUCUCCCAUCAGUUUUCACCUUGACUCGUAAAGCCACCACCAAAGAAACAGAAAACAGACUGCGGGCUUCUCAGAACGCAGAUCCCUCGAGCAUUUUCUCCUCCGUGAGCAGUCAAUCUCAGCAAGGCCAACAAGGCUCGCACCUGUAUACUUCAUCAUCGCGAAAAUGAGUCCCCCCGCACCUCUGGAUGUUGAUCUCAGAGGGGACUCCGACACCUCCUCGGUCCCCUUUCCGGAUCCCUUGACGGUUGACAGCGUCCUCCCGUUGAGGGCCAAGGCGCCUAAAAUCCCUCUCGGUGUUGCUGCGGCAUCGUCCAGUGACAUGUUUAAGAGCCCGGCUACGCAUUCCAAGCCCAAGGCCAAACGCUGGGAUCAUCGUAUUUCCCUCGAAAGUAAAUCUCGGAAGGCCUCGUCGCUCAAGGGCGCUGCUCGCUUUUUGAAGAAUCCUGAUAUGAUCUCAUUGGGUGGCGGUCUUCCUUCUCCCGAGUAUUUCCCAUUCGAGGAGCUUGACAUCAAGGUUCCCACGCCGCCUGGCUUCUCCCCGGAAGCUGUCAAAGAGUCGGGAGCCACAUUGAAGUCUACUAAAUCCGAUAUCAGGGAAGGGAAGAGUGUCUACGAUCUCGAAAUCGCUCUCAACUAUGGUCAGGCGACGGGCUCUGCUCCAUUGCUUCGCUUCGUCACAGAGCAUACGGAGAUCAUCCACAACCCGCCGUACGCAGAUUGGCAAUGUUGCUUGACUCCUGGCAGUACGCUUUCCUGGGAUAACGCCCUGCGGUUGUUCUGCGAGAGGGGCGACUAUAUUCUGAUGGAAGAAUAUACUUUUGCAAGCGCUGUCGAGACUGCGCUGCCGUUGGGAAUCAAGGCCCAACCUGUGAGAAUCGAUGAACAGGGUCUCCUCCCAGAGUCCCUGGACGAAAUCCUGACUAAUUGGGAUGAAUCGGUCAAACGUGCCCGCAAGCCUUUCCUGCUUUACACUAUCCCUACUGGCCAGAAUCCCACCGGUGCUACCCAAUCAGUCGAGCGUCGUAGAGAGGUGUACAAGGUUGCACAGAAGCACGAUGUUUACAUCAUCGAAGAUGAGCCCUACUACUUCCUGCAGAUGCAGCCGUACGCAGGAGCAGAUGGCAAGGCGGCCCCGCCACCUGCAUCCCACGAUGAAUUCAUAAAGUCCCUCGUUCCUUCGUACCUGAGCCUAGAUGUAGACGGUCGUGUCUGUCGUUUUGAGUCUUUCUCCAAGGUCGUCGCUCCUGGAACCAGAACCGGCUGGAUCGUCGCCUCGGAACAGAUCAUUGAGCGCUUUGUCAGGCAUUUUGAAACCUCUGUCCAGAACCCUAGUGGUAUCUCACAGCUUGCUCUCUAUAAGCUUCUGGAUGAACACUGGGGACACUCCGGCUAUCUGGACUGGUUGAUUAAUUUGCGUCUGCAGUACACGAAGCGCAGAGAUAUCAUGCUGAAGGCCUGCGAGAAGUUCCUUCCCCGGGAAAUUGCCAGCUGGGCUCCCCCUGCUGCAGGGAUGUUUCACUGGAUUGAAGUUGAUUGGCGCAAACACCCUAAGGCCUCCAGCGGAGCGUACGAGGCAAUUGAAGAGGAGAUAUUCCAAGCUGCGAUCGACAAGGGUGUUCUGGUCUCCCGCGGGAGCUGGUUCAACAUCAGCGAAUCGCAGGCGAAUCCAAAGAUGUUCUUCCGUGCCACCUUUGCGGCUGCUUCGGAAGAAAAGAUCCAGGAGGCUAUAUCUAGAUUCGCGGACGCUUUGCGCGCGCAGUUUUCUCUCUGAUUUCCACAAGUUUUUGUUUCUGCAAAAGGACAUCUUUUCCCGGGUGGGUGAUUGUGGGAGGCCCUCGUAUACAUAGUUGAUUGGACAUAGGAUUACUACUCCCGUACAUAGCUGCUAAAUUACAUAGACAAGCAUGUGAACUUACGCUAGGAAAGUGUUUCUUGUUUCUUUACUAUCAACAUGUAUGCCUUUUGCUGUUUGUAAUUGACACGAACCUG